AUGUCUUCCGGUGCCAACGUCCUCCGCUGGUCAGCACUCGGCCUCGGUGUCGCAUACGGUUUCUACCACCAGUCCGCCAUCACCGCUGCCGACAAGCUCCGCGAGAACCAAAAGGUCUACGAGCACAAGCAGUCUCUCAUCAACCAGGCCCGUCAGAAGUACCAGGAGAAGAACGCUCCCAAGUCAAAGUCCGGUGUCGUUUCCGACCCCAGCGACCCCAAGUUCGACCUGGAACUUUGGCUCAAGUCGGUCCAAUAG
Molecule: messenger RNA, 258 nt
Organism: Aureobasidium subglaciale EXF-2481
Lineage: Eukaryota; Fungi; Ascomycota; Dothideomycetes; Dothideales; Saccotheciaceae
Exons: 3
Coding region: 1-258 (85 amino acids)
Biological process (GO): proton motive force-driven ATP synthesis
Molecular function (GO): proton transmembrane transporter activity
Source: RefSeq, a predicted model, not a curated record